UUAGCUAGCUCAUCUCAGACUUGAAUGAUCCUCACUGUACUCUAAUCUCUAGGCUUCAAGUGGCCGCUUUCCAGCAGAGUCAAACAAGAACGCAAGAAUCAGCAAUCACUAGCUGAUCCUGCGGAGAGAAGAAUUAAGCAAGGUGGAAGGUGCCAGUUACUCUGCGUCGUGAUGGGUGGGCUCUUCUCUUGUCCUGUGGAGGAUGAAACUGCGGCGGAAGGUGGCCUUCCGGCGCCGGCAACGGGGUACGGCAAUGCCGGGGAGCCGACGGUCCUGAAGGCGUCGCUGGGUUCCGGCAAGCUCUGGAUCGAGGGUUCGCUGAGCUUCAAGCGGGAGCAGCAGAGCCCGAGCGCGCUCCUGCAGGUCGAGACCAAGGUCUCCAUCACGUCGCCGCGCGCCAACGCCGCCGAGGCGCCCGUGCCGAUGCCGAGGGAGCUCUCGUGGAUGAGGUUCGCUAACGCGGCGGCGAGCGCGAGCCCGCCGGAGAGCCCGAAGCACGAGUCGGCGGCGGUGACGGUGCAGAAGGUGUACAAGAGCUUCCGAACGCGCCGCCGGCUCGCCGACUGCGCCGUGCUCGUCGAGCAGAGCUGGUGGAAGCUGCUGGAUUUCGCGCUGCUCAAGCGCAGCUCCGUCUCAUUCUUUGACAUCGAGAAGCAGGAGUCCGCGGUGUCCAAGUGGUCAAGGGCAAGAACCAGAGCCGCCAAGGUCGGAAAGGGGUUGUCUAAGGACGAGAAAGCCCAGAAACUCGCAUUGCAGCAUUGGCUCGAAGCUAUUGACCCGCGCCACCGGUAUGGUCAUAAUCUUCACUACUACUAUGACUGCUGGCUGCAGUGCGAAAGCAAAGAGCCCUUCUUCUACUGGCUUGAUAUUGGAGAAGGCAAGGAAAUCAAUCUUGAAGACCGAUGCCCGCGGUCGAAGCUUCUGAGCCAGUGCAUCAAGUAUCUCGGUCCGAAGGAAAGAGAGGAUUACGAGGUUGUAAUUGAGGAUGGCAAGAUCAUGUACAGGAACAGCAGGCAAAUCCUCGACACAUCGGGCGGACCCAGAGACGCAAAGUGGAUCUUUGUUCUAAGCACAUCCAAGAAUUUGUAUGUUGGGCAGAAGAAGAAGGGCACAUUUCAGCAUUCCAGCUUCCUCGCCGGAGGGGCUACAUCUGCUGCCGGUCGACUUGUUGUUGAAGAUGGAAUUCUGAAGGCUAUUUGGCCUCACAGCGGUCAUUACCGCCCAACCGAAGAGAACUUCCAGGAAUUCCAGAGCUUCCUCAAAGACAACAAUGUUGAUCUCACUGACGUCAAGAUGAGCCCGGAUGAAGAGGAUGAGGAGUUCUGGGGCAGGCUCAAAAGCAUCCUUUCCGACCUGCACACCGCCGGUGACAAACCUGAAGACCACGACACGGUUGCUGCUCAAGAAACCGGCCGUUGCCAGGCACCUCAACCCACCGAAGCCACCGCAACUGAAGAGGCCUCAACACAUGAGCAAAGCAGCAAUACUCCCAGUCCUAUUGCGACAAUCACAAGGCAAGCUUCAGCCGAAGACGACGCCGAGACGUCGACUGCUAGCGACGGCACCCUAACUGAAGACCAUCAGGAGGAGAACGACGACGACCAGUCGGCCGUGCCGAGGGAGAAGAUCCUGCAGAGGAUCAGCUCGAAGGAGGCCAAGUCGUACCAGCUGGGGAAGCAGGUGUCCUUCAAGUGGACCACGGGCGCCGGGCCGCGGAUCGUGUGCGUCAGGGACUACCCGUCGGAGCUCCAGCACCGGGCGCUGGAGCAGGUGCACCUGUCACCGAGCAGCAGCGGCAGGGCGUCGUCGUCCCGGUUCGCCUCGCCGCAGAGGGCAAGCAGCCCGAUGGCGAGAGGGUGCUGCGAGCCGUUCACGCCGCCGAGGGAGGCGUUCCGCACGCACCUGCAUCAGGGGCUGCUGAUCAGGUGAUCGGGAGUUCAGCAUACGAUGAAUGGAGAGAGUUUUUCUUGAUCUUUUUGGUGGGAUUGUGCAUACAAGAAAGAACAAAGGGAGAGUACAAAAUGCUUCCCGUGUAGAACUUGUAGAGUGAUAUAAUACGUGAUCAAUACAAAUUCUUUCAUUCUUCGUACCUGUACUCACUGAUGAAAAU
This is a messenger RNA of Phragmites australis (common reed), 2110 nucleotides long. RefSeq names its product IQ domain-containing protein IQM2-like. The transcript is spliced from 10 exons. Lineage: Eukaryota; Viridiplantae; Streptophyta; Magnoliopsida; Poales; Poaceae. Bases 172 to 1929 code for a protein of 585 amino acids. The record is from RefSeq and is a predicted model, not a curated record.